AUGCCACACCCCAUCCGCGUGUCGCAUGCAUCUUCCUCUUCGACGUCGACUUCGUGUGUCCUCUAUAGCCUCUCCCCUCCCCUCUACGUCCCCACCUGUCCUAUCGUCCUGUUCCUCUCUCGCCGAACACUUCAUCGAUUCGACGGGCGUUCUCUAUUCCACCAAACACUCCUUAUCGUGCGUCACCCGACUAUUUCUUUCCCAUCGAUGAGUACUGGAUAUCUGACGUCGACUUCGCUCAGUCGCGGCCUCUCCCGAUACCCUACCCGCAAAUGUCUGUGUGAACGGGCUCAACCUCUGCCCAUUGCGGUAUCGUCUCCAUCAUUCUCGCCUGAUUUAUUCGUCAUUCUUGCCAACGAUCUGCACCGUCCUACGAUACACAUUAGCAUCGGCACAGCUGACGUUGAACGGGCGAAACGAGAGGCCUGGCGGCUUAAAUCUGCCUUUCCUUUGCCUCGCCGUCGUGUUGUUGUUGUUGUUGUUGUUGUCAUCAGUCAUGCCUGUCGUUCCGUCUUUGCUCUGCUCGAUGCGUUCCCUUUCACCAAACCCUAUCUCUGUCACAGUCAUGGUACAAACUUUAUCCUCAACUCUUGCGAUUCCAUCGCUGAUAGCUAUUCUGGGAUCGAGAAUCCACACCAGCACUCCAUCGCAGAUGACGGUGGUGAUGCGGCUGGUCGCUCUAAGACUCUUGGAAUGAAACUGUCAGCGAUGCAGCCUACACGAGGAGGCGUCGGUGUCAUCUUCUCUCAUGACAGCUUCUGUGACUUCCUUCCCUUUCGCAAUCUGUACUCUCACGGCCUCCUCGGUCCUACGCGGUGGACCACUCGUGAUGCGGUGCACUCUUUCAUUCACGCUGACACCAUCGACUAUUUCGUUAUCUAUCCUCCUUCGAUUUCACAGACGUCGCCUCGUAUAGGCCAUUACACUGCGUCAUCCGGCUCCCACAAACACUUGUUUGGCAACAACGCUGUUCAAAGCUCGAGAUUGGGAGUGGCGAUAUGCCUCUCCUAA
Molecule: messenger RNA, 1011 nt
Organism: Cyclocybe aegerita
Lineage: Eukaryota; Fungi; Basidiomycota; Agaricomycetes; Agaricales; Hemipholiotaceae
Source: the annotation of a GenBank genome assembly